AUGGAGAAGAUCGAAGAUGAGGUUGGGGUAUUCAGUAAACAAUUUAAGUUAGUUUUCAGCUGGCAAACACGGUCGACCGGAGAUGGAAUCAUACUGAUCGUGGAACACGGCCAAGCGAUAUGUGCUGUCGUCGAUGUGCUUUGGGAGUAUCAUGAUCGGUACCCCUCAAAUGAGGUCAUCAUGAAGUGGGGAAGGGAUGUGCUGAGAGGUGUCAGACAAAUCUAUGCAAAGAAGGGGCUGGAUUACCCUUUGGUAUCAAUGGAUCCCAAGCCAAACACUUCAAAGCGCAAGAGGUCAGCUUUCAUGGAAUCUGCCGGCACAGAAGUCAAAGUAGUUGCUUCUUCGAGAUCUGACUUCCUCGGUAGAACACCAGACCCUCCAAAAAUGGUAAGCAAUAUUUCUGAGUGGAUUGACAUGAGCUUAUUUAUUGUGAAAAGGUGUCUGCCGAGGUCGACCCCCUGA
This is a messenger RNA of Heterobasidion irregulare TC 32-1, 462 nucleotides long. RefSeq lists its product as uncharacterized. Bases 1 to 462 code for a protein of 153 amino acids. Lineage: Eukaryota; Fungi; Basidiomycota; Agaricomycetes; Russulales; Bondarzewiaceae. The record is from RefSeq and is a predicted model, not a curated record. The transcript has 2 exons.